Messenger RNA from Anolis carolinensis (green anole), 567 nucleotides. It is a transcript of the gene il25, whose product is annotated as interleukin 25. NCBI's taxonomy places the organism in Eukaryota, Metazoa, Chordata, Lepidosauria, Squamata, Anolidae. The transcript is spliced from 3 exons. Gene Ontology annotation, molecular function: cytokine activity. Gene Ontology annotation, cellular component: extracellular region. The record is from RefSeq and is a predicted model, not a curated record. The coding region runs from base 1 to 567 and encodes 188 amino acids.
AUGAGCCAAAUCCUAUCGGUCGUGGUCUCUAUACUCUUCAUGUUUCCGGCGCCAGAAGCCCAGCAUUGCUUUUCAGCAUCGCAUUGCUGCAACGAGAGCGAAGUUGAACAUUUGGGGACACAUUUCCAGAGGACAACCAGGCACACCCAGUCGGUGGCUUCUUCCAGUGGAUGCCAGGCCAUUUCCGAUGGAUUAGACAGGCAACGCUCCAUUUCCCCAUGGGAAUACGUAGAAGACCACGACCCUUCCCGCUACCCACAAAGCAUCUGGAACGCGAAAUGCAGCUGCCUUUCAACUUGUAUCUCCUUGAGUUGCUGUGUGAAACAAGGCAAUCGAAAUAUCUACAGCAAGCCGGUCUUCCAUGGAAACUCUGUCCCAGUUGAACACUACACCCUCGUCUUUUACCGGACACCUUGUCCUGGGGCUGAUGGACUCUACUACCUGAAGGCAGAUGUGUACAAGAUGAACGUGUCUUGCACAUGCAUGGUACCAGAGAACGGCAUGUGUCACAAUAGUGCGGAUCGGUGCCACCACGCAGGCUUCCCAAACACAAGGCAGGGGAUGUAA